Protomyces lactucae-debilis is the source of this 1770-nucleotide messenger RNA. RefSeq names its product WD40-repeat-containing domain protein. NCBI's taxonomy places the organism in Eukaryota, Fungi, Ascomycota, Taphrinomycetes, Taphrinales, Protomycetaceae. Gene Ontology annotation, biological process: DNA replication-dependent chromatin assembly; nucleosome assembly. Gene Ontology annotation, molecular function: protein binding. The record is from RefSeq and is a predicted model, not a curated record. The coding region runs from base 1 to 1770 and encodes 589 amino acids. Gene Ontology annotation, cellular component: CAF-1 complex; nucleus. The transcript is spliced from 2 exons.
AUGAAGGCCUCUGCCAUCCAGAUCCACUGGCACGAAGAGGCCCCCAUUUACUCCUGCCACUUUGAACCGCACGGACGCGGCAGACUCGCUACUGCUGGCGGAGAUGGGCUCAUUUACGUAUGGGAGCUCACGCCAACAGAAAGCAUCCCAAAAGUGACACACCUUUCGACGCUCAAACGCCAUGCAGGCGGUGCAGUGAACGCUGUACGCUUCGAUCCAAAGGGCGAGCACAUUGCUUCCGCCGGUGAUGACGGCUGUGUCAUCAUUUGGGUACCGUCAGAUGCAAAAGAUCCAAAAGAUUUGGACAAUAGCACCUCAGAGGACAAGGAGUUUUGGCGGGUGCUAAGAACGUGUCGCAGUGCAUCAGGUACCGAAAUCUACGACUUGGCAUGGUCACCUGAUGGACGCUACCUCAUUACAGGCGCAAUGGACAAUGUGGCUCGCAUUUACGAUGCAAGGGAUGGACAAUGCGUCAGGCAGAUUGCGGAACACUCCCAUUAUGUGCAAGGCGUCGCAUGGGACCCGCUAAACGAGUACGUCGCCACGCAGUCUAGCGACCGCUCUCUCAACGUCUACAACCUCAAGACAAAAGACGGCGUACAUGUCACAAAUGCUCAGACAUCCAGCAAGAUGGUGCUCCCUGGCUUCUCCAAGCGAGUGCCUGCAGCGCUCGGCUCGCCUGCAGUGGAAGCACUUGCGAGUCCCUCGCCUAGCGCGCCAGGAACCCCGACACUCAGCAUGAUGCGGCCGCCGGCCAUCACGCCAUCAAGGCGCUCUUCCUUCAACGAGAGCAAUCGAGGUCGCUCACCAAGUCCAGCGCCGGUAGUACCACUCCCCGCAGUCAUGGGCUCACCAGCAAAACCCAAGUCAAGCGUCCUGUUCCAUGAUGAAGCGCUUCUUUCCUUCUUUCGCCGUUUGACUUUCUCACCCGACGGCAGUCUGCUACUCGUGCCAGCCGGGAUCCACAAGGGAGAAGAGACGGUUGACACAGUCUACAUCUACACCCGCGCUGGUUUCCACAAGCCGCCCGUUGCGCACCUCCCAAAUCAGAAGAAACCUGCCAUUGCGAUUCGCUGCUGCCCCAAGGUCUUCAAGCUGCGUGCGCCACAACCAACGGUACAUGCAACCAUGGACUCUUCUUCCAGCGAAGAGAUGCACCAGCUGCCACCUGCAGAGACCUCGGCGUCGAGUGCAGAGGGUGGUCCAGUGAGCGAUGCAUUCCACCUGCCGUAUGCCAUUGUCUAUGCUGUCGCAACUCAAGAGUCCGUCUUGAUCUACAAUACUCAGCAACUGCACCCUCUCGCGGUCUUAUCCAACUUGCACUAUGCCACCUUUACCGAUUUGACUUGGACGCCAGACGGUCAUACGCUGCUGAUGAGUUCAACAGACGGCUACUGCUCUGCAUGUGUAUUUGAGCCAGGUGAGCUUGGCCAGGUCUACGAGAAUCCACCCUUCGUGAAGCCAACUAAGCAAGAAUUCACCAUGCCUGAACGCGCAGACCAUGCAGCGAUACCGAGCCCACUGGGCGCGCUGCAAACACCUCCGGCGACACCUGCUUCUGGCACCAUCCCAGCUCAAAGCUCCUUGACUAGCAGCACAGGUCAACCGGCACCAGGGACUGUCGCGCCUGCGCCUCUCGCGGCAAAAUAUACCUCGUCACCUCGCCCACCCACGAGUACAGCGAUUGGCGAUGAGCCUCCAGCAAAGAAGAGACGUAUAGCGCCGACUGUUGUGUCGAGCGCUGAGCCGUCGCGCGAUACAAGUUCAUAG